AUGUCGACCGAACGCGCAGUAAAGCUGAAGAAACCGAGCGAGCCACCAUCGCCGCGUGAGUGCGGGCCCCGGUCACGUUCGACCCCGCCCCCAGGUGGCCGUGCGACCGUCAUGCCAGCGCCGGUGGAACAUCCCAAGAUGAACCCGGCCAUGUGGGGCGCCCUCAAGAAGCACAUCAUGCUACAGCGGGAAAAGAAAAAGCAGGAACAGGAGGCAGAUGCUGCCACGGAGCGAGCGCGAGGCGAGCGUGAACUGAAACGCCGCCAGGUCGCCAUGAAGCUAGAGGAGAUCCGCGACCAGCUGCAGCAGGCGCAGAAGAAGCUUCUCAUGCUCAAGGAGGAGAAGCACCAGCUCUUCGCGCAGCUCAGGAAGGUGCUGCAAGAAGAAGACGCCCGCAAACGGCCUCUUCAGAAGAAGGCCGACGAGAUGGCUGCGCUCAGCCACCCGUACCAUCAACAGCAGCCGCACAACGCCGCGAUGCAGCAGCACUCUGCCGCGGCGAGCUCACAACACCUCCGCAUCCAGCAAGUGAACCAGGCGCACGCUACGUACCAGUUGCCGCAACCUAUUCCUCAGCAACCUGGCAUCUUGCAUCGGGCACUGCUCAAUCCACAGCUGACUCCGUAUCCUCGGCCUCCGUGGCCGCAAGCCACGACAUCGUCGUAUUCCCAGCAAGGGAGGCCGCCUCAGUGGGGCUUCUGGCCCCAGCAGCCCUACGCGUACACGGCUCAGUUUCCCGGCUCGACGGCGUACGGGGCUCCGAUGCCGAUGCCGGCGUACGCGCCCGGCCACGGCCCCUUCUACUGUGCGGGAACUCAGGUUCGUGGUGGUCUUGGUAGUAGCUACGACGCUGGCCUACGGUGA
Dermacentor albipictus is the source of this 864-nucleotide messenger RNA. RefSeq names its product G protein pathway suppressor 2-like. Gene Ontology annotation, biological process: regulation of transcription by RNA polymerase II. Gene Ontology annotation, molecular function: transcription coregulator activity. Gene Ontology annotation, cellular component: transcription regulator complex. Lineage: Eukaryota; Metazoa; Arthropoda; Arachnida; Ixodida; Ixodidae. The record is from RefSeq and is a predicted model, not a curated record.